Messenger RNA from Rattus norvegicus (Norway rat), 10576 nucleotides. RefSeq names its product zinc finger protein 831 (gene Zfp831). Lineage: Eukaryota; Metazoa; Chordata; Mammalia; Rodentia; Muridae. The record is from RefSeq and is a predicted model, not a curated record.
AUUCCUGGACACAAGGUUACAGGACAUUUCUCAAAGUGGUUUGAACACUGACUCUGUUUCAUUUUCAAGAAGUAGCUCCUCCCACUGCUCGUAGGAUGUCCUUCGGAAAGAGUGUCAGCUAGCAAAGACAAUGUUUCUCAUCUAGCUACUCACUGGCUUGUUCUAAGGUGUUUUUAAAGCUGGGAAAGACCACACACCUUCCAACUGGAAUUUGAGAGAGACCUAGGAGGAGAGAGUGUGGCUUAAUGAAUAGACCUGAAGGUUUGGUGAACGUCUUACACACUGGCUCCUGUCUAUACACAGUGGUGGUCAUGGGGGUGGAAUGGCUGGAGGAGAUGGAGUUGCGAGAGGUCUGAGGGGCCAUCAACUACCCUGACCUUCCUCCAGGGAAACCCUCAAGCAGAGGAGAAGGAGAAAGAUUGUGGAGAGAAGGAAAGCAGAAGUUUCCAUUUGUGCCCAAUGGGUUUGUUUUUUUUUUUUUUAUCUGUUUGCAAAUGUUCAGUGUAAUGGUUUGAAACCCAGCCGUGAGCUGCCGCCGCCCACACAAAGCUGCCGUGGUGCCGAGCUCCGGCAGGCAAGCCAUCUCCCCUGUGUCGGCCAUUACCCCGAACCCACACCAGGGCAGGCUGCUCACUACCCCCAGGGUGUCCCUCUGCCACCCCCCCACCGCCUCGGCACCCCCGACUCCCACCACCCUCCACACACACACCAUCCUUCUUUUUUUAAAUCUCCAGCACUCGGGUUUUCUCUAGAGGAGGCACAAAGAGAGAGCACAGAUGGGACGAGCAGGCAGAACGCUCCUGCCUCAUCGGAGCCACCAGCUUUCAGGAGAGCGCGGCAGCCCCCCCCUGCCUGUGGACUGACCACUGAAAGGUUGACAUAAUCCUGGACUACACAAAUGAUGAGGAAUGGAGACUUCAGAACCUACUCACCCUCCCCCGUCGUCCACGGAUCAGCAAGCCUCUGUACCUGGCAUUCCAGGGGGCCCAGGUGGGCAGGCCUCACCUCGCCUGACCCUGGGACCUGUCAUCCUGCCACCGGAGCAGGGCCUGGCCCCAACUGUGUUCUUGAAGGCCUGGCCUGUCCCAUUAUACCACACGGUACCUCCCGGGGGGCUCCAGCCACGUGCACCCCUGGUAACAGGCAGCCUGGAGGGGGCUAGCGUACCCUUCAUCCUCAGUCCCUUGCUGCAGCCUGAAGGGCCCAGUGCCACCCAGGUGGGCAAGCCAGCUACCCCAGCUCUGACUGUGAACAUCGUAGGCACACUGCCUGUACUCUCCCCAGGUGUGGGGUCCGCACUGGUCAGCACAGGCAGGGUAAAGAGUACUGGUAAGUACCUGUGCCCACACUGUGGCCGGGACUGCUUGAAGCCCAGUGUGCUGGAGAAACACAUCCGGUCCCACACAGGCGAGAGGCCCUUCCCGUGCCCCACCUGCGGCAUCGCCUUUAAGACCCAGAGCAACCUGUAUAAACACAGGCGGACACAAACACAUCUCAACAACUCCCGCUUGUCCUUGGAGUCUGAGGGGAGUGGGAGCAGCCUUCUGGAGGAGGGAGACAGGCCCGGAGAGACUGCCUCAGUGGAUAGUCGUGGAGAUGAAGGAGCUCCAGAGAGAGCCCUUUCUCCAAGUGUCCACCCUACCCUUGCUGCUCAGAACAGGGAAAGGAAGGUGGACUCUCUCGGGGCCACCCUUUCUCACAGGGAGGCCUCUGUGGAUCAGACCCAGAUGGUAUCACCUGAGUUUCCACUAGCCAGCCCACAGCCUAGGCGGAAGCUGCCAGAACCAAAGCCAGGCUUCCUGCAGCGACAGCAGGAGACCUGUUCAGAGAAGCCUUGGGACCCCAGGGCCUUGGAGGGCCAGCUGAGGAAGUGUGAGAGCACAGACUCUGGCUACCUGUCACGCUCAGACAGUGUGGAGCAGCCCCCUGUUGCCUCUAGCCCCUUGCAUAGCCUAUCGGAGCACAGCGCGGAGUCGGAGGGGGAAGGAGGCCCUGGCUGUUCCUCCUCGGGCAACAGGGCGGAACAGGGAACACCAGGACCCAGCCUGGAGAUAGAGAAGAAGAAGCUGGAGGAACGAAUUGCCCUGCUCAUCUCUCACAACCAGGCAGUAGUGGACGACCCACAGUUGGACCAUGUGCGGCCCCGCAAGACUGUGCUAUCUAAGCAGGGCAGCAUCGACUUGCCCAUGCCAUAUACAUACAAGGAUUCCUUCCACUUUGACAUCCGGGCGCUGGAGCCCAGCCGCAGAAGGGUUGCCCUCAGUCCGGCCCUCUCCACCUUCACACCCCUGGAAAAGGCCAGGCCUCUUUUUUUCCACUCAGUCCCCACGCAGCUCUCCACCACAGUGGAGUGUGUCCCUGUCACCAGAAGCAACUCGCUGCCUUUCGUCGAGGGUUCUAAGUUGUGGCCAGAGCCACCACGGGACUCACAGGACGCUGUUCCAGGGGUGCAGAAGGCCCUGAGCCCCAGGCUCACCUCAGCCCGGCUGGGGUGCCGCCCAGGACUGACCUUGGCAAGCAUCCCCAGUGGUCACCCCCGGGCCCUGGUGAGACAGGCUGCUGUGGAGGACCUGCCAUGUACGCCCACUGGAGACCCCUCCGCUGUAGCUGAGGACCCGGAUGGAAAGAGAGCUGUGGCAAAGGAAGGUGUGGCGUACAAGGGCAGAGCCAGUAAAAAGUGUAGCCAGAGGAAGCAAAGGAUGUUCUCCCAGGAGAAAUGGCAAGUAUAUGGAAAUGAGACCUUCAAGAGGAUAUACCAGAAAAUGAAGACCAACCACCAGGGAAGACAGAAACACAGAGAGGUGAAGCCGGCCCAAGGGACAGAACUGGGCCUUCCUCCUCCUCAGGAACAGAUAGGAGGGAGUGACGAUGCAGGCCUGUCUCAAGACAAUAGGAUCCCUAUCCUUGGAGACACUACAGCGGGGGCUAAGCCGGGGUCUUGGAGAAGUCGGCCGUCCCUGGAAGACUCACUGGAGGCUGAGUCUCUUAAGCAGCUGAAGGCGGUGGCCAGAGUCAAGUCAUCUCCUACCCUUGGCAGCACAGAUGGCCUCUGCUUGAGUGGCAAGAGCCCUUUGCUCUCUCCAAGUGGGAAAUUGGACCUGGGACACCAGCUGCCUCCAAUGCCUGGGCCUUGCCAAGGAAGAGACUUAGAAGCUCCUGAGACAGCUUCACCAGACCCAAGUGGUGAGGUUAUAAAAGAAACCAGCCCUGGGGUCCAAACUGUCCUCAGGCGGUCCAGUGGUGGGUCUGUGGCUCCACAGCUUGCAGAAGACAAGUUACCCUCAGAGAGAAAGAGACUGAAGGUGGAGGGGCUGGACCAUCAGGAGCAGCCAGGGCCUCUGGAAACUGAGACCUCAGGAGGCUCUGUGCAGGCUGACCCCCAGCCAUCCCAGAAACAGGACAGUGACCCUCGGGAAGUGCUGGGUUGCUCAAAUAAGAGUAUCCUGCAUGUGUCCACAGCCCCAGAGCCCUCAGAUGUCUCUUCAGCUGCUUCUGCUGUUGCCCUGAGAUGUUUAGGGCUAGAAGACCAGGAUUCCCUAUUGCCUUCUGUAUCCAGGACUCCUGGACUUCAUUCCCUGCUGCCUGCCCAGCUCCAGGAUCCUGGUGUCCCUACUGCUCAGUCAGGUGUAUCCUUUGCUCCCAAGUACCUCCUCAGGUUACCUCAAGGAGAAAACCCCUUAUCUCUGGUUGCUCCAGGGUCUGGAAAAGGCUCAGACUCUCUGUGUACAAGUACACAGCCUGUAGAACAGGCCCUUCUUGUUGGAUCAGAACUGGGAAUGCUCCAGCCACCUGGAGCAUAUUCAGGCUCAGGUGAGGCAGGGGGCAGCCCUAAGGACCCUAGCUGGUCCAAGUCAAGGGAUGAAAAAGAAGAGGCACAGACAGGAAGAGAGAAAAGAGACAGGACCAGCGACAGCAUCCGAGGGACUAGACGCUCUCCUGACCCCAGAACCAGCACCAUCCAGGAGAUAGCCUCCAUUCUGUCUACCCACACCUGUGACAUUCACGUGGCCCAGGGGGUAGUGAGUAAGGCCCAUGCCAUUCCUUGCCUCUGCACAGACAGCCCGCCAGCAAGAGCUAGGACAUGUGGGAAUCUCUUAAACCCUUGGACACCAUCUCAGAAGCUGGGGACGCCUCCUAAGAAUGCCGCAGAAGGUCCUCCUUUAGAAACCAAGGAAGGGCUGCCCACCUGCUUUCUAUCCCAAGCAUACUAUUUCCUUACAACUUUCACAAAGCCCCAGGCUAUUUCCCUGAACCAGCAGAAACUGGCCUUGUCACACAGCUUAGGAAACCCCAGGAGCGGUGAGGCCACAAGCUCCUUCCCGUCACUUAAGGCUGAGCCCCAGCUCACAUGGUGUUGCUUAAGUCGAAGCCUGCCCCUGCCUGCAGAGCAGCAGAGGGCAGCUCCUGGACACUUGGCUUCAUCCCUGCCUAAUAGAAACCUCCAGGGUGACAGUAACAAAACAUUGCCUGAGAGCAGUAGAGGAAGGACCCAGACGGGCCGAGGAGGAGAAGGAUCUACGCAGACACCUGAGCUUCCCUAUCCAACAGUCCCAGGGCUGAGGGCCGAGGACCAAGUGUCCAGGCCACGGUGGAGGAAAGAACUGUGGCGUAGGAGGGUGAAGACAUCUCGUGAGAAUGCCAAGCAGAAGAAAUUGAUGCUUCAAUCCAAGAGGUGUGAAGGGAGUUUCUGGCAGAGAGCCAAACGACUGUGCAAGCCACCCUGGUUGCCGAGAAGAAGCUGUCUCCCCCACCGACUUGAGGGGUUAGAGCCACGGGGGACCUUUGGGAGGAGUUCAGCAGAAGCGUCAGGUCUAAACGUACAAGGAGAGCCAUCUUGUGCCAGCAAAGACUUGUCUGUUGAUCGUAGGAACAAAGACGGGAAAGGUGACUGUAGUCAGACUUCAGGACCCACGUCUCCUGCUACAAACUCAAAAACCAUCUUGGAGACAGACAAAUCAACUCUAAAGGAUAUUUCUCCAGCUGCUGGUGAGCGCCAUGACUGUUCUCAGGAGAAGGAGCAUGCUGAUGGGUUUGGACUAUCUCUGCAAUCUAAUAUGCUCUUGGCAGGGUUUCAGGAAGAUCUGCCUCAGGGCAAAGGUCUUGGUGUUGAACCUCCAGGAGCUCAGCUGCUAUCUUCCCAGGAUCAAGUCUCCAUAGUUCCCAACUUGAGCUUCUCCUCAGAUGUUCCACAGCUGCCUUCUUCCUUUAGAUCUAAAGGAAUAUUUCCCCACCAUGACAUUGCUACCUCUGUGGCCGCUAUUUAUGUUUCUGAGGGGAUAGGAACAGGGCACAAAACACUGGGGCCUCACGGUACAGAGUCCUGUGCAGAGGAGCCUCUGGCACGAAACUCCCCAGACAGAAGAGCCACACCAGAUAGCAUACCACAGGUGCUCCUGCCAGGGAGGCCUUCGCCUGGUAAGCAAUCACCUGGGAAAACUCUAGAAAUACAACCUUCAGUACCGAAUUCAGUCGGUUCACACCAGGAGGAAGCAAGAGCCCAGGCAGAUUUUCCUUUAUGGGGCCAAUACGGAUGUGGGGAUCUGACCAUCCAGGGUGCUGCUUCAGGAAGCGAGAGUGGGACUUGUCAAGCUGAAGGGUUAAUUACCCCCAAGACUGUCACAGCUCCUUCUAACCAAGGACAACCCUCGGAAGUCCCGGAAGCCCGUUUGAGAUCCAUCCGAAAGAGGAGUUUGGAAGGAAUGAGGAAGCAGACACGGGUGGAGCUCAGCGACACCAGCAGUGAUGACGAAGACAGACUGGUCAUCGAGAUAUGAUGUGCUUCCAGAGAAAGAUGGUGGCAAUGGACAAGGCCUGGGGAUCUUCUGGGGUGAACAUUACCAAGUGUCAUGGGCACUGAACUUUAUUUAUAAAACAUCUAGAGACUAGGAAAGCCAUCUAUGAUUUCUUCAAGCCAACUCUAACCAACACCGUGCCCAGGUCCAGCCAUACCUUUCUUUAGCUUCUCUUAGGCAGACCUUGGACUCUUCUACGUCCAUCUAGAAGAGUCAAAAUGACCAAGAAGGGCCAUUGCAAGAGAAUCUGAAGUGCACAGCACCAACUUGGUGCUGUAAUCUUCAUUGCCUCAUACAGUACAAGGUCACUAAUCAGAAGAGCCAUAUGGGACUUUGUUCCUGAUCAGUGAGCCCCCACAGGGUCAACACACCUGACAUCACCACCACUAAGAGUGGCAAACACAUCCGGGGUCAUUUGAGUAGCUUGAGGGGGAAGGAUGGGGUUUGAGCUGGGCACCAAGAUGGCCCCAUGCACUUUGGAGACUAACUCCAUUCAAAAACUGGUCAGGGCCAGCCAUCCUCUUAACGAGUACUGUAAAUAUAUAUCACAAUGCCUACGGUCGUUUCAUAUGUGGCACAAAUGGUUGAUACUUGUUUCUGGUCCAAUAACACAAGCACGCGUGUUCCUUGUACCUGGUGCCUUUUCUGUGAGAACCCCCCAAAGCCUUGGGUUGUUUUUUUUUCUAUUCUAUUUUUUAGGUCUUGCAAAGGAACAUUGCAUUAAGUUAGUGAAGUAGUCACUGUAGUGAGUCAUUUUUAUUUUUGAGGGGAGAACUCGCAUAUUUUCCUCUGAUUCUUUUUGUCAUACUGGGCUCUGAGCAAUUUCAAUUAGUGGGUUACAUUUUAGUAAUCUGUGCAGCCUGAAUUGAUGAGGCCCAUGCCUCGUGAUGGAGCCGUUCUGACUUCCUCCAGAAGCUUCUAUGGCACAAAACUAAUUGGAGUUUUGACGCUGUCUUACAUCUUGGUAAUUUUAUUUUGGGGGCUUAGUGUUACUUUGCUGUCAAAUUAAAUCAGCCUUUGUAUUGUGAAUCUCAGAACAGCACAGAUCAAAUUCCCCAGCAUUCCAAGCCAGUGUGCCUCUGUGCGGAGGCAAGGUCUGCGUCAGCCAGCCCACUACGCAGGCCUCAGGUUCCCAGCCACCCUCUCCUUCCCGUUAAAUGGGAGAGGGAAACUUCAAGAAGUUUACACUGCUCAGUCCUCUACGAUUUUCUAUUUGCCGUGGUAUGAUUUUGUACAAUUUGUGAUUUCUAGCAGAACUGUUGGCUUAACGCCGAGGUAGUGGUGGUCACGUGACAUCUCGUGCUCCCAAGCAAGGCAGCCAGAAGCACCGGCCUCACACGCGCACGCGCAAACAUACUUCUAAAAGUCCUUAUCUGUGAAGAAGUACGGUCCGUUUUCAAAUAUUUUCACGUGACCCUUCCAGUUUUGCUGCUAUUCACAGAGAACUUCAAAUGCAAGAACAGCUUCUCAUUAUUUAGUGUAUGUCUGUGGUCGUCACACAUGUUCAGAAAUAUCUCAUCAAUCAAAUCCCAGCCAACGGCACAGAGGAGCUGAAAAGAGUUAGAUAUCACCUCUCUAUGCUGCUGCUGCUGCUGCUGCUCCUCCUCCUCCCUCCUCCUCUUCCUCAUCCUCCUCUUCCUCCUCCUCCCAUUCUUCCUCUUCCUCUUCUUUUUCCUCCUUCUUAUUCUAAUUACUUUUAUUUUUUUACAGUCUAGUCAUUAUCCACCUUCAGGUCUGCACCUCCCCCCCCCCACCAGUUCCUCAUCCCAUUUUUCCUCCCCCUUUGUCUCCAAAAGGAUGUCCUCACCCCCCACCCCUCCCCACAACCUCCACCCUCUACCCCCAACUCCACCCACCCCACCUCCUGCCAGGCAUCCCCACUUCUUGGGGCCUUCUCUCACUGAGGCCAGACCAGGCAGUCCUCUGCUGUAUAUAUGUGUGUUAGGAGCUUGUUGCAGACAUGUGAUUGGCUGCCCUUUGGAUGACCCGUGCCUGAGAAAGGCACUGGAGGAAGAUAGCAGAGCCCCGUUGAAUGGCUGUCCCUAUGCGUGAGGCAUGUUGAGACCCAGACGGGGAGCUGAGUGCAUCCGUGGGACUGGAUCCUGGAGUGGCUGAUAGAGAAAGCAUGGUCUCUUUUACCUCUGUGUCCCCCACAGAAAACAUUGCCCCUGAGAAGUCAGGUAAGACGCUGAAGAACGUUCUGGGGAGCUGAUGCACAAAUACAGUUAGGAUACUACUGCUGUAUGGUAUGUGAGUUGAGGGAAGGGUCAUCUUAUACACCUCGCUGAAAUCCCUCAUUUGGGGUGCAGUUACCCACCUUAUAAAUCAGAAUUUAUAGAACAAACACCGUAACCCUGAGCGGAGGAGACCAUGUAUGAAGGUGGUGCUGACUCCUGUGUCUUAGGAGGUACCGGGCAGCAGGGCAGGACCACCUUCUGGUGGUUCUCAACCUGUGGGUCAUGACCCCUGUGGAGGUCAAAUGAUCCUUUCAAAGGAGUCGCCUAAGACUGUUUACAGUCUGAUUCAUAACCGUAUCGAAAUUAUGGUAAUGAAGUAGCAACGAAAAUAAUUUUACGGUCAGAGGUCAUCACAACACGAGAAACCACAUUAAAGGGUCCCGGCAUUAGGGAGGUUGAGAACCGUUGUCCUAGAUCCUUAUUUCCAGAGGAAAACUGAGUCUAAGAGGGUCACUGGGCCCACGUCAUAAUCAUAGUUCCGAAAAGCUCACCUGGAACUCUGCCUCUUCUGAGCCACCUUAGCUGGCUGCCACCCCCAAGGCUGGAUCCCAUGUAGCAGAAUAUCGAUCCCAUCUCUUUAAACCCUCCUAUCUUUUACAAACCAGGGAACUUGCCAGACCCACGCGUUCACCUGCUCACACAGUGCCAGUCUUCCCAGGGGUCAUUUACUUUAAAUCAACACGGGUUUGUGAACCCUGUAUUUCAAUAUAAUUUUUAAAAAGUCGAACACUUAUUGUAAAUGACCUAGGUUGGAGCUCGCUGCUGAGAAACAUCCUAAAGUAAAAUUUUUUGGGGGUGCAGGGGUUGGUUUGGUUUUAAUGGGGAGCCCUUUUGAUAAUGUACCAAACAGUUACUGAUUUUUAUAAGUCUAAUUUUCUUAGGGCAAAAUACAAUUAUAAGAAAAUUACAAGAAAACUUUCACCCAUAAAACCCCAAACUCGGCUCAGGUUAUUAAAAUAAAAUUCCAGUAUCAGCAGCCGACUGUUGCUGUGGCUUGACAAGAGUACAAGUUGGGCAACCACACGAUGGAUCAGGAAACACAUCCAUUUUUUGGCGUUGGAGAUAUAGCUCAGUGGUCUAGUGCUUGCCUGGCAUGCAUGAAGCUCAGGAUUCAGUCCCCAGCACUGCACGUAAGAAGCAUGUUAGGACAAGGCCAGCUCACUGUUAGCCAGUGCUGUUACUCUUCUGUAUCUUCAUGCCUAAGUCCUGAGUAAGCGGUGCCUUCACUUCCUCCAUGGAGAUGAGCACCAGGGCUGCCAGCAUGGACUGAGAGAAAGAGGGCUUUGGAUUCUUUGCCCUGUGAGUGCCACUGCUCAUGGUGUCUGAUGCUGGCUACCGACUGUCCUGAACAUUGUGCCUGGCCACAUUUGGAGAUGCGUGAGAGGAACAGGGUCUCACCUCUCCCCUUGGCUAACUCUUAAAGCUUUGUGAGUUCCCGUGGCUGGUCUGACCCUCCUUGUUGUGAGGUGCUGUGGGAACUGCUUUUCCCUCCCUUAGGACUAAGCUUGGCACCUUAGAGGAAGCUAAGUGGUGCACAGCUCUCAGCCUGUGAUAUAUUUGCAGGGUGGUGGAGGGGGGGAGUGCCGAGAGAGCUAGGGAGGGAGAGGUGGGGGAGGGGGAGAGAGGUAGAAGAGGGAAAGAAAGAGAAGGAUGGGUGAGAAAGAGAGAGGUUGGGGAGGGAAAGAGGGACUGAAAAGGGAGGAGGAAUGAGGGGAGGGAGGGAGAGAAGGAAGAGAGAUAAACAGAUAGACAGAUCUUCUGGAUUCUAACAAAAGUGUAGCUGACGACUUGGAGAAUAACUUAGAAGAGACCGGAACUUCCCUUUUCUAAAUGCUACCUUAUAAAGCUGGGAUCUGAAGUCUUAGUCUUGCACCAGUACAGUGUGAACACUGUCCUCAGCAUGGAAGAUAAAGGAUUCCCAGUUUCAUGCCAAAACUGUAUCUCGGCAUUCACGUCCAUUCCUCAAUAGUCAUUUCUCUCCCAGCACAGGAAUUUGCAUUUUGCACAAAAUUUACCUGGAACAGCAGAUUUUUAGAGUUACAGGAUGUGGGGCUGCUCAGAUCCCUAGCAGGGGCGUGGGGAUUGGCCCACCUGGCUCGGAACUAUCAAAUUCCUACAACUGCAAUAUGGGGGUCUGUGUGUUUUUCUCUACUCCAGUUAGAUCCCAGUUCAAGAAGCAUUGGCUUUGGAAACACUACAUUUGUCUGUCUCUUUCAAAACUCAUCGCAUACAGGUGUCAGGAUGUAGAAAGGUGUUGAGCGCUAAACUUCAACCCUUGUGUGCGUCUUCUCCACACUUGGCAUGGAUGUGGUAAUUGCACAGUGUGGUCUGAAGGGUCACAGGAACAUGUGUCACCAUGGGGAGAAGAGGAGUCAGGAAAAAAAUCAGACCUGUCCGCUGGGAGCACCGGAGAGUGGCUCACUUGCUUUCUGUGCACACACAAUCCCCUUGUUCAUGGUGGGGGAACACUUGGCUUUUUGGUGAUGAAUAUCCCACACUUCUUUCUGUGGUUAAAUUAGUUUGUUUUGAUAAAAAUAAAACUUAAAA